CCUUGUGGAGCUCCUUUCGAGGACGGAAGGAGCUGCUACUUGAGAGUCUGGCAAAGUUGGAGGAGAGAGUUAAUAUACCAUGGCCUGCAGAAGCCAGCACACAGGCUUUUCAACAGAGGUUAUGGAUGCUCAAGCAGUUGGAGGAGGAGCUACAGGCCCUACAGCACAGUCAACUGUGGUUGUGGGAAAGAGGAGAACAACUGAUCCACAGAGACUCUGAGCUGGCAUUGGAAGCCCAACGAGAUGUAGCCAUGGUCCAGUCCACCUGGAAGAGAAUCAGGGGGGUUAUUGUGGAGGCCCAUGAUCUGUCUGCAGUGCUGCUGGAUGUCUUAAGGGAAUACCAGACUUCAAGAACCAAGAUCAGCUCUGUCAUAGAGAGAGCUCUUGCCAUCACCGUGGCCCAGUCAGACCCACACAACCCCGAUGACAUCCGCAGAGCUCUGUUACGGCUGGAAGCAGUGAGGCCAGAGUUGGCGGCCACUAAGGAGGACCUGAAUCAGCUCAUUGGUACAGGCAAACGCUUCACUAGUCUGUCAAAGAAGGUUCCAGUGGAAAACCUGCUAAGUGAAAAUAUCACCAGAGAGAUGGAUAACAUUGUAGAUCAGUGGCUUAAUAUCUCUGAGAAGAUGGAUUCAGACACCGGUCUGUUGACUCGCUCUUUUGAGCUGUGGAAUGACAUUAAUAAAAUGGCCAAUGACAUUGAGUGUUGGAGUGCCGUCUCCGUGAGCGAACUCAGUGAAAGAACUGCCAGACUCCUCUCCACGCACAACAUGGAGGAGCACCUCACUGACUUUAAGCUGGAGUUGGAUAUUAAGGAGGAUGAAUUAAAGAUCUUGGAGGAGAAGAUAACAGAACUACAGGAACUGAUGAGUGCCCAGCACAUACACGCUGAGCUACAGGUGCUGGUGGCGGACCUGAAAAAGCAGAUUUGCCAUGCGACGGACGUGUAUGAACAGACCAGAGGCAUGCAUAAAGAUUUCAGCUCUCAGACACAGCAGCUCCAGGAUCUCAUCACCCAGAUAUCAGAACAGCUGAAGACCUCCGAGAACACGCUGUCAGAGUUUUCAACGUCCUCUGACCCUGAGAUUUUGGAUAAGAUUAGGGAGGUUGAGAGGUCCCAGAAGCAGCUGGAGGUGAGUCUGGAUGUAGCAGGUGAAUCUCUUAGGGCCUUGUGCAGGGCUUACCCAACUCAACACCUGACCCUGUUGGGUGAAGGUGUGUCCCGCUUGGUAAAGAGAAAUGAGGAAGUUACACAACACCGCAGGAAGAUUCUUGGCUCCCUUCGGGACACUCUGUUGCAGAGAUUUACCGAGAAAACGCAAUCCUUCCACUGCUGGCUGUCUGAGCUGAAGCCAGGGAUAGAGGACUGUUUUGAGCAAACAGGCGAUGCUCUUUCCAUUUCUUUCAAACAACAGAAGCUCAAGAUUGCCCUAGAUGAAGCCAUGGAGGGCGAGGAGCGCUUGGCCAGGGUGUGUGAGGAAGGAGAGAGACUCCUGUUGCAUUUGACUAAAGGCGGGACUGAAGGUGUACAAGAGCAACUGGAUUCUUGUCAACGUGCCUUGGACACAUUUGUUGUGGAAUGCAAACAGCGCUUGCGGUCCUUGGAAGAAAGUGCAAAGCUAUUGAACGGGUAUGAGACACGUGUGGUGGAUCUGAAUCACUGGCUGCAACAGCUGGAGGAGAGGCUGAAGACAGAUGCUCCUCUGUGGGGUGAGAGUGAGCCAGAAGCCCCUGACUGCUCUGAAGAGCUGAGAAGAGUGGAGGAAAUCCACAGAGAGCUCCUGAUGAGGAGGCCGUCUCUUGAACGUCUAUGUCAGUCGUCUCUCACCCUGACAGAGGGAGGAUCUAGAUCACAUGAUAAUGUAGCAGCCGAGUUGCUCUCCAACCAUGAGACGUUGCUACAGGGGGCCAGGAGUCGAAUCCGCUGCCUACAGGACUACCAGGCAUUCGAGGAGGCGUUAAAAGCAGUGGAGACAUGGUUGCGGGAUGUUGAGGGGAGUUUGGAGAAACUGGAGAACACAGAAGGGAAUAAAAAAGAGGUGGAAGAUAAACUUGAGCGAGCACAGGAUAUCCUGCUUAUGAAGGGCGAGGGCGAGGUGAAGCUCAACAUGGCUGCGGGGAAGGCCGAGCUGAUCAUCAAGAGCAGCGGAGAGGUGGAACGAGGACUGAUCUGCUCUAAGCUCCAGGAAGCUGAAGAUGCUUGGGCAGCACUGCUGCUGGGAGCCAUGAGCUGCCACAGUCGAUUGGAGUGGACAGUCAAUCAGUGGGAUUUAUUCGUGGAGUCUCGUACACAGUUGCAUAGAUGGCUGGAAGAAGUUGGCCAGGAGGUCAAAGGACCCCUGGAGCCUCAGCUCGGGCUGCGCGAGAAACGAAAGCAACUGGAGAGACUGGGCCUGCUGUCAUCUGAUGUUGAGGACCACCAGGGAGCUCUGUGCUAUCUGGAGGAGAGUGCGACUGAACUCUACAAACGCACCGGAGACCCUGUCUUUAAGGAGGAAGAGAUGAUUGUACUCAGGGCCCAGUUUGAAGAUGUCAAAGCUGCAGCUGAGGAGAGAGUCAGGCUGUCAGAGGAUGUUGUUCUCGAUCAUAAGAAGUACAUGGAAACAAUCAGGGAGCUCACUGAUUGGCUUAUGGUUGUAGGGGAGGAGCUUCAGCGGUGCUCUGACCCAUCUGGUCACUCUCCCACCUUAAGUCUGAAGUUGACUGAAGUCCGGGAGCUGCUGGAGCGCGGCGCGUGCGAGGGACGCGAGCGGCUACGGCGCGUGCGGCUGAGCGCGGAGAGAGCCGGAAGGCACACGGCGGCGGCGGGCUGCGAGCUGAUGGAUGGAGAGGUGGCGGCUCUGGCUCGAGCCCUGCACCAGUGGGAGGGAGCAUCGCUACGAGCCCGCGACACCCUGGAGACGGCCGUGGCCGCGGCGACGGGGGCCGAGAGGGAGCAGACGCGGCUGACAGCGCAGUUGGAGGGAGAAAUGGAGAAGCUUGAGGCGCAGUUGAAAGAGUGGAGCGAGGGACUGAGCGGCGCGGAGCGGAGGAACAGCGGCGCUGCUGCGGUGGAGGGAUGGACGGUAGCCAAGGGUGUUUUGGAGGGGCUUCAGGCAGCCGAAGUUAUGGAAGAGAAGCUAAAAGCGCAGCUGAAUGAGCUGUGUGGGUUCUCCGGUGAUCUGGGUCCUCAGUCGGAUAGGGUCAGCGCUCUGAUCAAGCUACACAACAGUCUAAGCCUGCGAGCCUCGCGGGAAUGUCAGAAUAAGGAGAAACUCCUAGAACAACGUUUCCGCUCCUCUCUACACGACUACCGGCAGUGGCUGGUCAAUGCCAAUAUCUCCACUGCCAAAUGCUUCGACUCCCCCCAUAGCAUCCAGGAUGCCUCUGCUGCUCUCCAGAGGAUCCAGGAAUUCAUGAGUGACAGGCAGCAGGGCCAGACCAGACUAAAUGCCGUCCUGACGUACGCGGAGCAGCUUAGCAGCGUUGUGGCUGCGGAGAGGGUUGAAGCCAUCGGGGCCAAAGCAAGUGCAGCCAAAGAUGAUUUGAGGAGCCUAAUGGAGAAUCUACAGAGGAGAGAGACGGCCUUACAGGUUCUGCAGUCUCAGAUGGAGGACUUUGAAGCAAGCGUGGAACCCCUGCAAGACUGGUUGAACAGAACUGAGAUGAGCGUGCAGGAAAGCAGCGCACGUCUUCACGAUCUCCCAGCCAAGAGACAAGAGCUCGCCAAACUUCAGAGGUUGCUGGAAGAGAUGCGCUCCAGAGAGUCUGAACUGGCAGGGCUGAGAGAGAGAGCGCAUGGCCUCUGGGAUGGUCAGGGUGCUGGGAAGAGUUUUGUGCAUCGAGUGUGUCAGCUAGCUGCAUGCUACUUGGCCCUCAGCAACCUGAUUAAGGAGAAGGUGUCCAGGGUAGAACGAGUGGUUGGAGAGCAUCAGCUUUUCUCACAGGGCUUGCAGGAACUUCAGAACUGGGUUUCAGAGUCCCAGCAGGUACUACAGACCUGCAGAUCCCCCACAUCUGACAAGAGUGUCCUCAUUACCAGAAUGGGCCAGCUUGAGACUCUACUGACAGCUUGUCAGGGAAGAGAAAUCCAAUUAAAGAUGCUUAUUACUAAAGGAGAGUCUGUCCAGAGAAACACUUCAGCCGAGGGGGUACCAGUAGUUCGCAAGCAGAUCCAAGACCUCAAAGACUCCUGGGAUUCACUCUUGUCCUCUUCCAUACAAUGCAAAAGCCAGCUGGAAGGAGCCUUGUCACACUGGACCAGCUACCAGGAUGAUGUCAGUCAGUUUGGGACCUGGAUGGAGCGAGUGGAAGAGAGUCUUGGCAACUCAGACAAACACUACGCCGAAAUGAGAGACAAGACUGCGAAUCUGGGCCGUGCCAAGCUCCUCUAUGAAGAAGUUCUCAGCCAUUCCAGCCCCUUACAGACGAUUGCAACCAAGGGUUCCAACAUGGCUGAACACACAGUCACCCAACAGGAGAUUCAGAAACUUAAUGAGAAAUAUGCAGCUAUUAAAGAUAAUGCCAAGGCAUCUGUCAGUAAAGCAGAAGAAUUGGUUCUGCUCCACCAAGAGUACCAGCGCGGACUACACAUGUUUGAAGACUGGCUGGAGCAAGAACAGAGCAGUCUGGCUAGUUUAUCACCUCUGGAUGAAGAUAUCAGUUCUCUGGAGCAUACUUUAAAAGAACUACAGAUUCUCCAGUCUCAUUGUCCAAAGGGACAUAACUUGCUCAGUUCAGUUCUUGCGAGUCGAGAAAGGGUUGUUCCAUGGGGAGCUCCUCAAAUCGAAGAUCGGGCCCUGGAAACAGCACAGACAGAAUGGGAGGGGUACCAGGACCGGCUCGGAGAAACCAAAGUCCAGGUAGAGCAGGCCCUCGCAAGGGUUCAGCGACUAGAGGGUCUUUUUCAAAACCUGGACCAUUGGUUAGUAGACAUGGAGCUCAAAGUUAAAGUAAGAAGCCAUCGUCGCUCUGAUGUCACUGCAAAGGAGACCCAGCUACAGCAGUUGAAGCGAUGGCAGAUUGAAGCGGCUCAGCGUCAGGCUGAGGUGGAGGGUCUAAGCGCUCUUGCACAGCAGGUCGUAGAGGAUGCUCAUGUCAGUGGUCGGAUCAGUACCAGGGUUACACAACUCACUACGCGCUAUCAUGCUUUGCUACUACAGAUACAGGAGACCCUCAGACAACUCCAGGAGGAGACGCAGAGCAUCACAGAGGCGCAGACUGCUUUCAGGACCUUCUCUGAUUGGCUGACUGGCGCGAGGAAGAAUAUCAAAAUUUUUACAGAGAAAAAUGAAGCUCUUGACCGUGUUACCAUGGAAAAGAAGAUGAAGAGGCUGGAGUCUCUACAGGGAGAUAUGGAUCACGGUCACAGCCUUCUGAAAACGCUUCGGGAACGUUCAGAACAGGCGGUACCCUUUCUGGAUGACCCCGGAGCAUCAAAGCUGGAGAGGGAUGUGCAGACGGGCAGAUCACAACUUGAAAAGCUUACGCUGGGGCUACAAGAAGAACACGCGACCCUUGAAAGGAGAAUUGUGCUUUAUAAAGAUUUUCAAGAACGCUACAAGAGUCAAAUGCAGUGGCUUAGGGAGACUCGGGGUCUGCUCAGCUCCACUGUUGAACCCAGAGCAGAACUAUACCAGAGAAAAGCACAGCUGACCAAGUACAAGGCCGUGGAGCAGAUGUUGCUGUCUCGUGAUUCAGCCGUGAGCUUCGUUCUAGAGAAAGGGGAAACCUUGCUGACGCUGUUGCACUCCCCGUCUAUCACAGACAAUUUGACCAGAUUGCAGACGGACUAUCAGGAGCUGUGCUUCUCAGCACGGACCCAUGUUCAAAGACUGGAGGGGCAGGUGAAGAAACAGGAAGCGUACCACAAAGAGCUUCAGGAAAUCGAGCGCUGGCUACUGCAGAUGUCCAGCAGGAUGGUGACACCUGACCCAUCAUCGAGCGGCGGUCUGGAAGCUGCAACUCAGCAGCUGGCCACACAUAAGGCUAUUAUGGAGGAGAUUGCGGGCUUUGAGGAGCGUCUGGCUGCGCUGAAGGACAAUGGAGAGGAGCUGUUGUCCGGCUGCAGCGAGCGCCUCCAGGCUCGACUUCGCCAGCAAAUUCAGAAUCACCAGCAGGGAGCAAAAGACAGCUACUCUGCCAUCUGCAGCACUGCCCAGCGUGUGUAUCAGAGUUUGGAUCGGGAACUGCAGAAGCAUGUCAGUGAGCGGGAUACUUUGCAGCAGUGUCAGACGUGGCUUUCAAAUGUGCAGGAGGAGAUGCAACUUCCAGUGCAUGCACCACACUGCCUACAGGAGGCCCUGGCACAGAUGAAGCAGGAUCGAACUCUACAGGAGCAGGCUAGUACAUACUUGCAGCUGGUGUGCUCCACUUGUGAUCUGUCAGAUGGGAAGGUACGAGAGACUGCCGCUGAGAUACAGGAGGUCAAACUUCAGAUCGAGGAGAAGAUGCUGGAAUCUCAAGAUCUUGCAGAUAGCUGGAAAGAGAUCAAGGACAUGCGCUCUAACCUUGAAUGCCGUCUCCUUGAGUCAGAACAACUCCUCCAGAGCAUGUUGAGAAGGCCAGCUGAGCUAGAGCCAAAAGUUGCCCAGAACCAACUGGACCAGGCACAGGACUUUAUUCAGGAGAUGCGAGCCAGGCAGGUUGAGCUGACCCAGUUGAGAGAAAGCAUUAAUAGGCUAACGGCUGGUCAGGAGUCCCCUGAGCUUCUGGAAGUCGGGCGUCUGCGUUGCGCUUGGCUGGAUCUGGGCAGACAGGCUGCGCAGCUGCUGGAGCAGAAAGAAGAGGAUCUGCAGAGGAGCGGGGACUAUCAUGACUGCAUUUGUAUGGUGGAGGAGUUGUUUGACCAGCUGUCCAAGAAAUGGGAUCAAUUAGCCAGGGGAGACAUUGAGAGCACCGCCGAGUGUCUGGAUGCUUUAAAGAAGUUAUCCACAGACCUACAGGACCAAAGAUGUGUCCUUGAUGACCUCAGAAAUAAUAGACAUGGGAUCCUACCUCGUCUGAGCUUGGAGGACAGAGACCUUGUAAAAGAGCAGGUGGGUUACCUGGAGCAACGGUGGACCCAGGUGGAAACACUUGUCCAACAGAAAAUCCAAGAUUCGACCCAAAUGCUACAAGAAGUCAGUCAAAUUGAGGACCAUCUGCGAGAGGCUCAAGAAUGGGCAGAGCUACAUCAGCCAGCCCUCUCUGAGGUGCUUAAGACCAGCCCCCCUCCAGAUUUGGCUCAAAGCUUUCUGUUUGAUCACUUGAGCUUCUGCGGAGAACUGGAGGCCAAGCAGAAGCUCGUGGCAGAGGCAAAGCAGAAGCUUGUGGCAGAGGCUGUGACUGAUUCCAACAGCCUGUCCUCACGUCUAGGUCUCCAUGAAAGACGUAAACUGCAGACGUUGGUCCAGGAAGCUCAGGCAGAGGUGGAAGCACUUGCAACGAAGGCAGCCCGAUAUCGUAAAAGCCUCAGUAAGGUGUUUACAGAACGGACACAGUUCCUCCAAGCCCUCGAUAGGGCAACCGAAUGGAUCAAAAAGCAGGAGCAAAGGGCACUUGCUGGUGAUCAUGUGGCACUUUUACCAAUUGUACUGAACAAGCAGGUGUCCACCUGUAAGAAUUUUACCAGCAGCCUAAGAGCGUAUCAGGUAGAGCUGACGUCACUUUGGACACAGGGAAGAGAAUUGGUGAAGGAUGCUACAGAGGAGGAAAAGAAGGAGACCCUUCGGAAGCUGGAGGAGUUACAAGUCAUUUUUGACAGCUCCUUGCAAAAGAGCAAUGAAGAUCUACAACACCUGGAGAAAGCGCUGGUUAUCCGGAAGUACUUCCAGGUGGACUUGGAUAGGAUUUGUGAAUGGCUAAAACAGGCAGAAGUAGCCACAUUUCCAAUUAUUGAUCUGAGCGGGAAUGAUGACGCCCUUCAGAACCUUUUGACCAAGUAUCAGCAGCUCCUAGACUGUGCUUCGGAGUAUGAGAACCUUUUGCUCAUUGUCCAGAGGGCAGGACAGGAGAUUCUUCCCAGCUUAAAUGAGGUGGACCACUGCUACCUUGAUGAGAAACUCAAUGGUCUGCCGCAACAGUACAAUGACAUGCUGUUGUUGAUCAGAGAGAAACGUGAUAGGAUUCAACAAGUGCUUGUGGAGCGGAGGGAGUUCGAAUCCCUCAUCGAUGUUACACGAAAAGCUUUGGAAGAACUCCAGGAGAAGUGUGAUGCUUUGGAGAAUGAGUCAGCAAAUCAAAGUCUUGAAGAGGGAAAAAAGUUGCAUUGCAGUUAUGAAGAUCUCCUGAAUGGUCUUGGAAACCUCUUUCAGGGAUUAAAAGAUCUAAGGGGUAAAACUCAGAAUUUUCUUAGCAUGGGUCAGCCGUAUACACCUGAAGUCAUUGACCAGCUAGUUGACCUUCACAGAAAACUCAACCAGCAGAUUGAAUAUAAAAUCAAAGAAUUACAGAAAACAUUAAAAUUAUUAGACAAUCAUAGUGGAAUUGUUGAAAAAAUGGAUAAUAGCAUCACCACAUUGAAGGAACAGCUUGACAACCUUGACUCGGAGGUGGAAUCGGAUGCCAUGGAAAGAUUAUCAACACUUUUCAGCCUAUCAAAAAUUCUUGAAGAAAUUCAUUCCUAUCCAGAGCGUCUCACAGUACAAACAGAAGACCUCACCCAACACUUGCACUCAGAGACCCUUAAGACUCAGGUUAUUUUCAGGAAGAAACAACUUCUUACCUUACAGCAAAGACUUGAUACACACAUUAAAGACUGUGAGAAGUGUGUUAUGGCAAAUAAGGAUUUUCAAACUGAUCUGAGAGUUUUAAUAGACUGGCUUAGGAAUCUUAGGGAUCGACUAAAAAGUCCUUCAAUGUUUAAAGAAGCAAAAAUCGAGCUUGUGCAGGAGGAGGUCAGGUCACUUUUGACACUUCAAGAAGAAAUGAAAUCUAGGCUUAGGGUGUUGGAUGCUGUGUCUUGUGAGGAGAAACAGAAGUACAUCAAUAAUCAACACCCGAUUCCCAAAUUCUUGGAAACUGCUUUGAAGGAUAUUACAGAACUGAAGGCUGACAUUCAACAAGCUUUUAAUACCAAACAGGUGGCGUUGCAGUCCUUUCUGUUCCUGCUUCAGAAGUACCAGCAUGCCUUGCGGUGUAACCAGCAGUGGUUUGAGGAUGCCGGUGCUCUGCAAGAGCAGGUCCCUUGUGAAGUUGACCUGGAGAGACUCCCAAACUGUCUCAAUGACUUCGAAAAACUGAAAGCAAAGGAACAGACUUUGGAGAACAUGGUCGAGGAAAUGCAGGCUGUAAUCCUUCAAAUGAAUGACUUUUUGAGCCCUACUGUAGUGAAACAAAUCAAGACAUAUUUUGAGGAGUCUCAUCAUAAGGCCAGAGAGAUCCUCGAGCAGCUAAAAGAUCAUCAAGACUGCUUACAACGAUACAUAGCUCAGUCGAGGUCCAUCCAGGAAGAGGUAGAUGAAGUUAUAAAUCAGAUGAGUGAUGUUGGGAAGAGGAUGCAGGAGUUUAGGACGGCCAAUGCAAACUCUGUUCAGGAGGCUGAAGACAAGCUCUGUUUGUACCAGGAAAUUGUGUCACAGGUUGAGGGUUUUGAGGACAAACUUAAGAGACUGAAAACACAAGAAACGCAAUUUGAUCAGCUUGCCAUAAAUGACACUGUUACUCAGUCAGUUUGUUCAUUAGGACAACGGUGGAAUCAUCUGUGUAGUGUUGCUAAAGCUCAGGAAAAAGUCCUGAAGGAUUCUGCACAUAACUGGAGAUGCACCAUUGAGAAGCUGGAGAAAAUGCGAACUGUGUCUGAGGACCUGCACAGCCGUGUUCCGGACAGCAUGGUGGAAAAAGCCUCCAGCAUGGCCUCCCUGCAGAGUCUGCUGGAAUAUCAUGACUCCUUUAGCAGAGAGGUGGAGAGAGAGAGCAGUGCCCUGACCCUCCUCAGACACCAUGUGCUAAGCCUCUUCCUCCAUCCUCACCCCACACCCAACCAACAUGACCAAGAGACUCCUUGUCUGCAAGAGAUUCAGAGCAUUCAGGAGAAAUAUGACAAUCUGUUGCAGCUGGUGUUUGCCAGCAGACAGCAGGUGCAGGUAGAGCUGCUGGAGCGAGAGGAGGUGGUGAGGGAGCUGGGACUGCUGAAGGGUUGGAUUCAGGACACUCAGGGAAUGCUACUGAGCCCCACUACAGACCUGGAUACACUAUUCACUGACCUGGAGUCGGCUCAUGAAGGCAUGCAGUCUCACCGGCAGACCCUGGAGCAGAUUGCAGAUCGUCAGCAGAUAAAGUACCAAGACCUCCAUGCUACCCUUCCUUCUGAGAUCUGCACCCAGCUGGCAGAGGUCACACUGGCACUGGGUUCAGCAGAAGAUCAGGUGCAGGCACGGGAGAGAGAGGUCCAGCACAGCAGAGAUAUUAAAGAAGACAUCAACUCCAGACUUCAGGAUAUCGCAAAGAAAGUCAAGCUCAUCUCUCUGAAACUCAAGGAGAAGGCUGUGGAUGUUGAGGAGGCUAAAGAGGAGACAGAAACUCUUUUUGAGGAGUUGCAGGAGUGUGGUCGUGCCCUGUCGGAGCUGGAUGUUGCGGUGCAGGAGUUUGGGGAGCAGAAUCCUCUGCUGGCCAAGCAGCUAAGCUUCAGUCUCAGCAAACUGCAUGAGCUUCACGUUCAGAUCAGCAGGCUGGCAGAGGAAAAGACCAAGAGCCUUCUGAAGGCAGAGAAAAACUUUGAAGAAUUCAACGAAAUGCUGACGUUGACUCUCAACUGGACUGAGAAAGCAGAAACUGUGGUCUCAGCCAAGCUCAUGUGGAGUCCAGCUGCUCAGAUGCAGGAGCAAAUCAGAACCCACCAGGCUUUAUUGCAGGAGUGGCGAGAGCUUCAGGGAGAGUUUGAGGGUCUGUUGGAGAGGGUGGGACUGCUGGGAGAAGUCAUCCAGACAGAUGCUCUUCACCAGCAGGUGGCAGAACUGAGCCGACAUGCUGAAGAGCUGCAGCAGACAUCCAAAACAAGACUACUGACCCUACAGGACGCAGCCAAAGACCUGGGGAGACUGGAAAGUGAUGUUAAAAGCCUCCAUCUGUCUUUAGAGAGAGUCCAGGAGACACUGGUCUCCCCUGAUCUGGCUCGCCUCAGCCUCAGGGAACAGCUGGCUCAGAGACAGAUCCUGUUGUCUGAUAUGGAGGGUCUCAAGCAGCAGGUGCAAGCCAUGCAGAUGUGUCAGAGCGCCCUCCGGCUGCCAGAGGAGGUCAUGGCAACAUUACCGCUCUGUGUUACUGCGCAAAGUCUGCAGCAAGAAAGCAGUCAACUCCAACACAACACGAUUCAACAGUGCAAUAUACUACAGGAGGCCAUGGUGCAGUAUGAGCAGUAUGAACAGGAAGUGAAGAACCUACAGAGACUUAUUGAGGAGGCACAUCGUGUUAUUCAGGACCGCCCUGUUGCCACAGGAAACAUACAGGAGCUUCAAACACAGAUACAACAUCAUGAGGAACUGGCCCGGAAGAUAAAGGGCUACCAGGAGCAGAUCUCGGCAUUGAACUCCAAGUGCAAGAUGUUGACCGUUAAAGCCAAACACGCUACCAUGCUGCUGAUGGUCAGCGAGGUUGACGGCCUCUCCGACGGCUUGGAAGAGCUGGAGGAUGAGGAGGAGGAGAUGCCCAAACACCCACCCGCACACCCCUCUGUUGUCAUGAUGACAGCCGGCCGUUGUCAUACUCUACUCUCCCCGGUAACAGAGGAGUCCGGUGAGGAGGGCACCAACAGUGAGGUCUCCUCUCCCCUGGGCUGCAGAUCCCCCUCACCCGGGCCUAACGCUGACACUUCUCAGAUUUCAGGUCGAGCCCCUCUUAGCAGAGCUCCUCUACAGGAGCUGUAUGACCCAUCCAUGGAGUCGUCGGCCUCGGACAACCUGGACGACCUUCAGCGCUCAUGGGAGACUUUGAAGAACGUGAUCAGUGAGAAGCAGAGGAGUCUUUAUGAAGCUCUGGAGAGACAGCAGCAUUAUCAGGAGACCCUGCAGUCUGUCUCGACAAAGAUGGAGUCCAUCGAAACGGCACUAAAUGAGGGGUUAGAGCCAAGCAAGAGCCCAGAGAGCCAGAUGGCCGCCCACCAGGCUCUGAUGGAUGAGAUCCUGAUGCUUCAGGAUGAGAUCAUUGCGAUUCAGGCCUCUUUUUCUCAGGAGCUGCAGAUGGAUGAGGAGAGUUUAGAGGCAGAUACUGGCGACCAGCUGGCCCUUCAGUCUACUCUCACUGUACUGGGAGAGCGGAUGGCAACCAUCCACAUGAAGGCCUCCGGCAAGCGGCAGCUUCUGGAGGAGCGCUUGAGUGAGCAGUUAGAGGAACAGCGUCAGGAACAAGCGCUGCAGCGUUACCAUAGCGAAGCAGAGGAGCUUGACAACUGGCUGCUGAGCACACGAGCCACACUAAGCUCCACCCUACAGCCACACCCACAGGAUAUGGACAUGGAGGAGCAGCUGAUUGACUGCCAGAACAUGUUACUAGAGAUCGAGCAGAAGGUGUUGUGUCUGUCUGAGCUGUCAGUACACAGUGAGAGUUUACUCAUGGAGGGGAAAGGCGGUACACGGAGCGAUGCUGAGCAGCUUUCCUUCAAACUGUACAGCCUUAAAUCCAGCCUGCUGGAGCUACAGAGAAUCCUACAGGACAAACAGACCCACAUACAGGGGUCACUACAGGAGCGAGAUAUUGAAUCAGACUCGUCUCUGUCUCAGAGCCCCAAUAUGAUGGACUGGCUCAGUCAAGCACGAUCCACACGCAACCAGCAGCACCAAGACACAGUCCAAAGACAGAAGGAGUUGGAGGAGCAGCUCGGCGAACAGAAGAGGUUACUCCAGUCUGUAGCAUGUAGAGGAGAGGAGAUUAUAUCAAAGAGAACAACAGCGAAUGGAGAGUGUUCUCCCACAGAUCAAUCAGAACUGGAUGAUGAUCACUGGCCUGAGAACAUGAGCUCAAAGGAUCAGAUGAGAGUCAGAUGGGAGAACAUGAGCAAAGACCUCAGCAACAAACUCAAGCUUUCACUCAACACGAUGGAGCAGGUGUACCAGCCAGUGUCCAGCCCUUGUGGGGUUUUCAGAGGUGAACCAAUGACAGAGGACAUCCUGUCACCCAGAAGUCUGUUUGAAGGAUUCAACCAAGAGCUGGAGGACCUGCCUCAGGAAGGGGGCGCUGACAGCAAGCGUGUUCAUGCUCUUGAGAAUGUUCUUUAUGAGGCUGUGUCAUCAGCUUCCUCAUGGCUGGAUGGUGCUGAGAAUGAGCUCAUAUCUGGUCCAAUGCUACUAUCCGAUGACUCAGAAACUCACUUGGGCCAUUUAGAGGGUUUGAGUAAGGAAGUAAAGAAUAUCAACGAGGAGGUGUGUAGAAGUCUAGAGGUGCUUGGAAGAAAAGAGCGGCUUUGGGAUGAAGGUGAAGGAGAUGUUUUAGUUGAGGAGGUGUUAGAUGGUUUAGAGGGAAGACUGAAGCUGAUGAAUUCAGUGUUGGAGGAGCGAUGUGACAAUAUGAAAGAAAAGUUGCAGGAACUCAACGCUUUCCAGACCGAUUUGAGGCUCCUGCUCACUGCGCUUAGCGAUUCAAAGUUCCAGCUUUCCCAGAAAAUGAACGCAGCGAUGGAUCGGCCCGCCUCCAAACAGAUGGAGAUUCUAGCUGAAGCGGAGGACAGUCUGAGGGAGUUUGAGCAGAAAGUUUCUGAGAUGAAAAGUAGAGGAGAGACACUGCAGCCUAACCAGCUGUGCACUCAAGAGCUGCUGAAACUACAGGAUGCUUAUGAAGAGCUGGUGGAGAUGGUGGGCUCUAAGCGAAGCGGUCUAAACCAGACGUUGGUUCUAAAGGCUCAGUAUGAGAGAGCUCUGCAGGACCUGAUAGAUCUGGUAGACACAGCCCAGGACAAAAUGGCAGCAGAUCAGAAGAUGAAAGUGAGCUCUGUGAUUGAGGUUCAGAUCCUUUUAGAUAAACACAAGGAGUUUUUCCAGGGGUUGGAGACACAUGUCGUGCUGACACAGGCCUUCUUCAGGCAGGUCAGUGGGUUGGUGGUGCAAAGAGAGGUUCAAAGCCUUGAUGAAACUGUCACCCAGGCUCAGUCUGUACUAAAACAGGCCCAUAAACGAGGAGUGGAGCUGGAGAGCAUCCUGGAGUGGUGGCGGAAUUUGGCAGCUGAUUAUCAAGACCUGUACAAGCAGCUGGAGGCUGUAGAGAGUGGCAUCCCCAACGUGGGCCUGGUGGAAGAGACAGAAGACAGAAUGAGAGAGAGAAUCACUCUGUACCAGCGUCUGAAGUCCAGUCUGUCUGAGCGGCAGCAGCAGUUGUACAAGUUGUUGGAUGAUGAAAAGAGGCUUCUCUUACAUGUGUCCUGCUCAGAACUGGAGACUCAACUCAACCAGCUGGGAGACCACUGGCUCAGUACCACAACUAAGAUUAAUAAAGAGCUACAGCGUCUGGACUCCACCCUUAAACACUGGAUCAGGUACCAAAGUGAGUCGGCUGAGCUUAGGCAGUGGCUGAGUUCAGCACUAGACCGUCUGGAGUUCUGGAGCACUCAGUCCGUUACAGUUCCUCAAGAGCUGGAAACUGUAAGAGAUCAUCUUCAUGCAUUCCUGGAGUUCUCCAAGGAGGUGGAUGCCAAGUCGUCUUUGCGUGCCUCAGUUCAGAGCCAAGGAAACCAGCUUCUCCGGUUAAAGAAAGUGGACACGGCAACACUCCGGGCAAAUUUGGCCCAGAUAGAAACGCAAUGGGCUGAUCUUCUCGCACGUAUCCCAGUAGUCCAGGAGAAGCUCCACCAGCUGCAGAUGGAGAAGCUGCCGUCCCGUCAUGCAAUAACUGAACUCAUGAGCUGGAUAUCCCUCAUGGAGAACAUAAUCAAAGAAGAUGAACAGAAGAUCAUUGGGGCAGUGGGAUCAGAAGUUGUGCAAAUGUAUCUUCAGAAAUACAAGGGUUUUCAGAUUGACCUGUCAUGCAAGCAACUGACGGUGGACUUUGUGAAUCAGUCGGUUCUGCAGAUCAGCAGUCAGGAUGUGGAAGGGAAGCGCAGUGACAAAACAGACUUUGCUGAACGUCUUGGGGCCAUGAACCGGCGCUGGCAUAUAUUGCAGGGACGUGUUACAGAAAAGAUUCAGGUUUUAGAGGGUCUUCUCGGAAGCUGGUUGGAGUAUGAAAGCGUGGUCCAGACCUUGACAACUUGGUUCAGUGUACAGGAAGAGAAAUUGAAGAAGAAACACAGGAUUGAAGAUGUUUCCUCAGCCCAGAAUGCACUCAAGGACUGUCAGGAAAUGGAAGUGUUAGUUAAAGAGAAAGAGAAGGAUCUGGAGAAGGGUGAAGAGAAAGGAUGCUUACUUAUCCAGGACAAGACUGGGGAGACCGGCUCUGUCAUUAAGGAGACUAUAAAAAGGCUCAACCAGUCCUGGGCCAAUCUAGGUCACAUGGUCGGUCAGCAGACGGUCAGUCUUCGGUCUAUCCUGGAGCAGUGGAGUGUGUAUAAACAAGCGUACGAUGAGAUUCAGGGUUACCUGAUGGAGGGGCGUUACACUAUUUCUCGCCUGCGCCUCCUCACCGGCUCCCCAGAGGCUGUGCAGGUUCAAGUGGAGAAUCUUGAGAGUUUACAAGAUGAGCUUGAGAAACAGGAAAGCAGUUUACGAAAAUUCGGCUCCAUAACACAACAGCUGUUAAAGGACUCCCAUCCUUCAGUGACUGAAUCACUCAAAACAGCACUUGGUGAUGUCAACCUGAGGUGGAACACACUACUGGAGCAGAUCUCAGAUCAGCUGAGGAACAGUAAAAACCUUCUGCAGCUGUGGCAACAUUAUAAAGCUCUUCAUACUCAAAGCAACACCGACAUCCAGAAACUAGAGGAACAGGUGGAACAUCUACUCAGGAGCGCCACCAACAGGGACAUCACUGAACAGGAGGUGAAGAUCUGGUUGCAUCAAUGCAUGGAGCUGAUGAAGGCCGAGGGAUCCUCGGAGUCUGGUCUCCAGCAGCUGAACACGUUUACAGGGCAGCUGAGACAGCAGGUGGACCCCUCUGCCAUGACUACCUUCCAUACAGACCACCUGUCACUCACUGAGCGCUUGGCAACGGUUGGACACGCCCUCCAAAGACAGCAGUCUCUCUUAGAGGCGGGUUUUAAGGACUAUGAGAGGUUUAAUGAGGAGUUAUAUUCUCUGAGUCACUGGGCAGAAGAAGCAGAGAAGGUUCUGAAGGAACCAGACCCAGCUGAAUCCCCUGAUAUAAUAACUGUGCAGCAACACAUGGAAAAACUUAAGGGGCAAAUGUUGAAGCUGAGCAGUCUUUCUCCUGAUCUUGAGCGCUUGAAUCAGUUAGGUUAUCAGCUUCCCCUCAAUGAUAAUGAAAUCAAGCGACUUCAGAACCUCAACAGGAGCUGGUCUUCUAACUCUGCACGUACAAUAGAGAGAUUCAGUAAACUCCAAGCCCAGGUCCUGCAAAGACAGACCUACUUGGAGAAGUGUGAUGCUUGGCUAAGCUUCCUCAGUCAAACCGAGGAGAAGCUGGGCGCUGAGAUUUCUGGGAACUACCAGAGCUUGUUAGAACAGCAGAGAGAACAUGAGUUGUUCCAAGCAGAAAUGUUCAGUCGACAACAGAUUCUCUCCUCUAUCAUCAGUGAUGGACAUCAGCUAUUAAAUGAGGGACAGGUGGAAGACAGGGAUGACUUUGGUCUGAAACUUGCACUGCUUAGUAACCAGUGGCAAGGUGUGGUGAGGCGGGCCCAGCAAAGACGUGGGAUUAUUGACAGUCUUGUUCGCCAAUGGCAGCGAUACACAGAGCUGAUAGGAAAGCUACGUCAUUGGCUGCAAGAGAUAUCAGUUGAAUCAGAAGAUCAACAGCAGGGGCCAACGGUCGCACUACAGCAGAUCCGAGGAUUGUUGGAUCACAUACAGCUGAAGGAGCGUGUGCUUCAGAGGCAGCAGGGCAGCUAUAUCUUAACAGUUGAGGCUGGGAGGCAGUUACUCCUGUGGGCAGAUGCCAAGGCGGAGGCCUUACUUCACACUGACCUCACUGAUGUACAGGAGUGCUGGAGGACCGCUAACAUUCGCCUCGAUGAGAGAAAGAAAGAACUGCUGUCUUUGCUAAGAGACUGGGAGCAGUGUGAGAAAGGUAUUGCUGCAUCACACGAGAAGCUAAGAGGUUUUAAGCAGAAGCUCUCUGUGCCUUUACCCGAUCACCAUGAGGACCUGCACACCGAACAGAUCCGCUGCAAGGAGCUAGAGGGCAGUAUUGAAGGCUGGGCUGAUGAUGUAGCCGGGCUGUUUAUACUGAGAGAGUCUCUCUCCACUGGCCUCAGUGCUGAUGACCUCACAGUCUUACAGGAGAGACUGGCAUUACUGCAGAGACAGUGGGAGGAGACCUGUCACCAGCUGUGUCUGCGCAGACAGCAGGUCAGUGAGAGACUAAACGAAUGGGCCGUGUUCAAUGAGAAGAAUAAAGAGCUGUGCGAGUGGCUCACCCACAUGGAGAGUAAAGUCUCGCAGAACGGAGACAUCAGGAUUGAGGAGAUGAUCGAGAAACUCAGAAAGGACUAUCAAGAAGAGAUCUCAGUGGCCAAGGAGAACAAACAUCAGCUGGAGCAGAUGGGGGAGAGACUGGCUCAGGCCAGCCAUGAAAGCAAAGCUGCAGAAAUCCAAUACAAACUCAGCAAAGUCAAUGAGCGCUGGCAGCAUCUUCUUGACCUCAUAGCAGCUCGGGUAAAGAAGUUAAAAGAGACUCUGGUGGCCGUGCAGCAGCUAGAUAAGAACAUGAACAGUCUGCGUUCCUGGCUGGCACACAUCGAGACUGAACUCUCACGACCCAUCGUCUACGAGACCUGCGACUCUCAUGAGAUCCAAAGAAAACUCUGCCAGCAGCAGGAUCUGCAGAGGGACAUUGAGAAGCACAGCACAGGUGUGGCGUCCGUGCUGAAUCUGUGUGAGGUGUUAUUGCACGACUGUGACGCCUGUGCCACAGAGACGGACUGUGAAUCCAUCCAGCAAGCCACACGUAGCCUGGACCGUCGUUGGAGGAACAUCUGUGCAAACGCCAUGGAGAGGAGGCUCAAAAUUGAGGAGACGUGGAGAUUGUGGCAGAAGUUUCUGGAGGAUUACUCUCGUUUCGAAGAGUGGCUGAAGGUAUCUGAAAGGACAGCGGCUCUACCCAACUCCUCUGGGGUGCUGUACACCGUCGCUAAAGAAGAGCUCAAGAAGUUUGAGGCAUUUCAGAGACAGGUGCAGGAGUGUCUGACCCAGCUGGAGCUCAUCAAUAAGCAGUACAGACGACUGGCUCGUGAGAACCGCACAGAUUCAUCCUGCCGACUGCGACAAAUGGUGCACGAUGGAAACCGACGCUGGGACAUUCUACAAAGAAGAGUAGCCGCCAUCUUGCGCAGACUUAAGCAUUUCAUCAGUCAGCGAGAGGAGUUUGAGACAGCCAGAGAUGGUGUUCUGGUUUGGUUGACUGAAAUGGACCUGCAGCUCACUAAUAUAGAGCAUUUCUCAGAGUGUGACGUUCAGGCCAAGAUCAAACAACUAAAGGCAUUCCAGCAGGAGAUCAGUCUGAACAUGGGGAAGAUGGAGAGCGUGUUUGGUCAGGGUGAGAUGCUGAUGGAGAAGAGUGAACCUCUGGAUGCUGCUGUCAUAGAGGAGGAGCUGGAUGAGCUGCAGAGAUACUGUAAGGAGGUGUUUGGUCGGGUGGAGCGCUACUACAAGAAACUCACACGCCUGCCGCUGGUCGAUGACGAGUUUGACGGCUCAGAUCAGGAAUUCGAGUCAGGUGACUUCUCAGACCUUCAGUGGGCUGAGGAUGCCAUCCCUCAUUCAUCCAGCAGACCACCCUCAGAUACCACCGCUCCUGCCCGCAUGAACGGCUCAGGACGGGACACUCCCGCCAGUGUAGAUUCCAUCCCGCUGGAAUGGGACCACGACUACGAUCUUGACCCCAUGGGCCAUAACAUGUCUGGAGAACAGGGAGGACAAAACAAAGACGAAGAUGAAGAGUUAUUGUGUAUCACCACUUCAACUCUUUCAGACGUAGUGAUUCCUGAGAGCCCCGAGGCUUAUAUAAAAAUAACAGAAAACACAUUGAGGUCCUCCUCUGGUGAAACAGCCCGAUUAUUAAAUAAUAUGCUGGACACCAACCGUUACAGUCACCAGCAGGCAGAUGGCGCUAUGUGUGGCCAUGACACCUCCUACAUGGGAUAUAUGCGGUUAAUGGAUGACUGCCGGGGCAGUCUGAAAGAGGUAAAAAGGAUUGAAGGAGAGCUGGAGGAGGAUGUUGACAAUCUGUCCGGAAUCAGCAACCCUGAUAACUCAGAAACACAGAGUGCAGGUGUGAUUGAGCGUUGGGAGCUGAUCCAGGCCCAGACUGCCGACGCAGAUCACAGACAGACAGAAGACCUGAUGCUAUUGCAACAGCUGACCUCUGACCUGAGCGCCAUGGAGGCGUGGCUCAGCCAAGCUGAGGCGGAGUUAGCAGAGCUGAGGGGGAGAGAUCUCAGUACAGAGAUACAUACCAUUGAACAGAGAAUUCGAAAAUUAAGGGACCUGCUGAAGGCCAUGGAUUCCCAUAAAUCGAAAGUUUUGUCCAUCAACUUAAGUAGCGUUGCACUCCUUCAGUCCGAUUCUAAGGAGGGUCGGGACCUGAAAGCCAGACUAAAAGAGAUGAACUCAUCCUGGGAUCGACUGGGAAAAUCACUCAAGGAGUGGAGAACUGCUCUCCAAGAUGCUCUGAUGCAAUGCCAGGAAUUCCAUGAGGUGAGCCAUGGUCUUCUUCUCUGGCUGGAGAACAUUGACCGCCGGAGGAAUGAGAUCGUCCCAAUCGCAUCAGGGCUAGAUCGGCAUACAUUAAGGGCUCAUUACAGAGCACUGAAGCAAAUCCAACGAGAGCUGAUGGACACUGAGCAGAAAGUGGACAGUCUGCAGGACCUGUCAGUUCAGCUGCUGGUACAGGCGCGUGGAAGUGAGUGUCUGGAGGCCCAGGAGAGGGUUCAUGUCAUCGGGAACCGCCUGCAACUGCUUUUGAAGGCUGUGAGCACCGACCUGGAGCUGCUAGAAAAGCAACUCCAGUCUCAUGUGGACAAACAGGAUGCGUCUGUCUGGUCUGUUACGGACGACAAUAAUACUUCUGCAUCAGUCAGUUCUGUUCCAGAGGUCUCCGUUUCCAAUAAACAACAAUCGCUACGAGGCAAAUGUAGUGUGUCAGAACCAGGAUCCAGAGCCAGACAUCCUCGCCACAGGUUACCCAGCGGUUCUGGAUGCGUUGCAUCUCGCUCUGGUUCCUCCCGGCCACGAGGUGGCGCUGCUGUGGCUCGCUGCCAGCCCUUUCUGCUGCGAGUGCUCCGGGCAGCACUGCCGCUACAGCUGUUACUCCUGCUCAUAGUGGGCCUGACCUGUCUGGUUCCCAUGACUGAGGAAGAUUACAGUUGUGCUCAUGCGAACAACUUCGCCCGAUCUUUCCACCCCAUGCUCCGCUAUACCAACGGCCCUCCGCCUGUAUGAGCAGGACAAGACUUUACGAAUGCCUUUAAUAUUUAUUAUUAUAUUCAGAGUUACUGCAGGGGCAGGACACUAAAUGGACUUGUGUUAGCCAAAGUGGAUUUUUCCCUGUCCCUGUACAGUUGGAUACUGCUGCUAAUUUCAUUUUUUCUCAUUCAGUAUACCGUGUAUCACUAUUGAGAUCAUUGCAAUGUAGACUAGUGUUGGACAUCUGUAGUUUGGGGUAAAAUCAUAGAUUACAGCCAAACUGGUGAAUCUCUUCUGUCCCAAAGAAACAGAAGAAAAACUAUGAAAGCAUAAAUAUCUACUUAAUAGCACUGACAUAAGCGUAAGGUACUGCACUUAUACCGUCCACGAAAAAAGCCAAAUUCUUUUGCAUAGACUAAAAAGUGUUUUGUUUUAUUUUUUUAUUAUUUAAGAUUAAAAUAGUAGAAAAAUGUUAUUUUCAGUAUUAUUUAUGGCAUGGCAAUUCAUCUUUUUAUUUUAUGGCAUGGAGUUUGCAAGUUUAUUUUCCACAAAUGCGAAACAAUCACUGAUAGGUGUAUAUCUAUAGAGAUGUGUGCUUUUUACUGAUUGAUAUCUACUUACUAUAUUUUUAAUUUGUGUUGACAAUGUGACAAAACAUUAAUUAUGAUUACAAUGUCAAUGCCUAUUUAUGUAUGUACAGUUUGCUAAUGCUGACAAUAAAAAACACAUCCUUUCAUUUGA
This is a messenger RNA of Triplophysa dalaica, 21140 nucleotides long. Its product is annotated as nesprin-1-like. Gene Ontology annotation, molecular function: protein binding. Lineage: Eukaryota; Metazoa; Chordata; Actinopteri; Cypriniformes; Nemacheilidae. Gene Ontology annotation, cellular component: membrane. The record is from RefSeq and is a predicted model, not a curated record.